AUGAUGAUAAAGACAAAAUUAUUAAGAAGAAAAGUAAAAAAGAAAGUAAAACAAGGUCUUGAUUCAUCACUUGAUGCUCAUGGUUGGGAUACAACUCACUCCAUUAAUGGUCAAAAUGAUGAUAAAGACAAAAUUAUUAAGAAGAAAAGUAAAAAGAAAGUAAAACAAGAUCUUGAUUCAUCACUUGAUGCUCAUGGUUGGGAUACAACUCACUCCAUUAUUGGUCAAAAUGAUGAUAAAGACAAAAUUAUUAAGAAGAAAAGUAAAAAGAAAGAAAAACAAGAUCUUGAUUCAUCACUUGAUGCUCAUGGUUGGGAUACAACUCACUCCAUUAAUGGUCAAAAUGAUGAUAAAGACAAAAUUAUUAAGAAGAAAAGUAAAAAGAAAGUAAAACAAGAUCUUGAUUCAUCACUUGAUGCUCAUGGUUGGGAUACAACUCACUCCAUUAAUGGUCAAAAUGAUGAUAAAGACAAAAUUAUUAAGAAGAAAAGUAAAAAGAAAGUAAAACAAGAUCUUGAUUCAUCACUUGAUGCUCAUGGUUGGGAUACAACUCACUCCAUUAAUGGUCAAAAUGAUGAUAAAGACAAAAUUAUUAAGAAGAAAAGUAAAAAGAAAGAAAAACAAGAUCUUGAUUCAUCACUUGAUGCUCAUGGUUGGGAUACAACUCACUCCAUUAAUGGUCAAAAUGAUGAUAAAGACAAAAUUAUUAAGAAGAAAAGUAAAAAGAAAGUAAAACAAGAUCUUGAUUCAUCACUUGAUGCUCAUGGUUGGGAUACAACUCACUCCAUUAAUGGUCAAAAUGAUGAUAAAGACAAAAUUAUUAAGAAGAAAAGUAAAAAGAAAGUAAAACAAGAUCUUGAUUCAUCACUUGAUGCUCAUGGUUGGGAUACAACUCACUCCAUUAUUGCUCAAGAUGAUGACCAAGAAAACAACAGCAUUAAAAAGAAGAAAAAAUUUAUACACCUUGACUCAUCACUGGACACAACAGAGACCUUUUUAAACACCCCUUACCAAGAUAUUAAUUCUCAAGUUGGUGAUCAGGAAAAUAUUGUCAUUACCAAGAAAAAGAGUAAAAAGGAAGCGAAGGAAGGUCUUUAUUUAUCACCCGACACUGAUAUUGUGGGCUGUGGUGAUGGCCAUUUUAGGAAGAAAAAGAAAAAAUCAAAGAAAGGUUCUAUUAUGGGCCAAUAUAACUUUGGUGGUGAUAAUGUUAUUGAGGGAAUGACGGGGGACCAUAGCGUGUCUCCUGUUGCUGAAACAAGACUAGGUUGUGAAGUUACUGAUGAACAUUUGAAGAAGAAGAAAAUGAAGAAAGGUAAUAAUAGUAAUCGACAUAUUUCAUGGUGUGAAGAUACACUUACUUCACAGGUGUGUAGUGACGGGUUGAAUGACAGUAUGGAAUAUGAGUCAUAUAUUAAUGAUUUUCCUUCAGAUAAAAGCCUUCUUGAUGUCAGCUCUUUGUCUAUCACAGAGAGUUGUCCUGACAGGAACACAGAACAAGGUAACCAAGAUGUUGGGAGACCUAAAGAAAAUGAACAAGUGAGUCAAUCAACGGAUGAUUAUGAUUUUGAUGACGAGUGCUACUCCGUAUCAUAUAAAGCAAAAGCGAAGAAAAUGGGAACAUUACGUGUUGAUAAACGUUCAUAUAAUUUAUAUUUUGAUGAUGAUGGCUAUUAUAACAGUUUGUCUUCAAGAAGACACACUGGCUUUGUAAGACUCAGCAGGUUGGGCAAGAACAGGACGCUUGAGGAAAGGAUGUAUGAAUUUCCGCCUGGAGUGGGAGUCCCUCAGGAAGAGAUUGAAGAUAUUCCAUUGUCUCAUUGCCAUUGGACUUUAGUUCAGGAGAAACUAACAGACAAUGAAUUUACCAAAGAGGAAAUUGAAGAACAGGUGAUGGGUAAGCUUAACUAUCUUCGUGAUUACUUCAAGAGACUAGAAAUGGGUCAACUGACGGAGGAAGAAUUGAAGGAACGUCGCCCGACACACUACAACGAUCCCUACUUACCAACGCCUCAACAUCUAAAGUUUUUUGAGAACCUGAACAUCAAGAUAACAUGGGAAUUAAGCACACUCCAUAAGUACUGUCUCUUUAACACUCUGGGUUUUUGGUUCAGGGAGAUAUUUUUUGAGGAGACUGGAUUGAAAGUGAAAUCACAUCAUGCAUCGAUCGAAGAGGAUUUGCAGUUGUUGAGUAAUUGGCAGAGAUUUCAGGAGGAGUACAAAUUUUAUGACGCGCGGCCCCUGGUGUCAUUGAGGACGUGCCGGGUUUUUGGUGAUGGGGACAGAGUGGAAUUCCCUAAUUUUAAUUACAUAGACUUUUUUAAUAAAAGAAAAUUUGCACUCUAUUUGCUGAGAGGCUUACCUGACAGAGACACCACUUUUGCUAUUGACAGGCUGAAAACUAUGUGCACCUACUUGAAGGACAAUGUACUGGUGAGGUACAAGCGAAUUGUGACAGGAAGGAUCUUGGCAAAAAUGGAAUUCAUUAUAAGAAGGUUUGGUAGUAGAGACGCUUUUCCUGCUGCUGAACUGCUGAUUGGACCGUACACAACUGCCCAUUUUAAGACUUUCUUCGUGACUCACUUGAAGUUGCGGAACAUUAAAUUAAGAGACGGACAUUGGACGAAGGAAGAAGAUGAGAGGAUGGUAAAAGGGAUUAUGAAGGUGAUGAACGUAAAGUCCAUUGAAGAAGUCCUGUAUAAAAAAAUCCCAUGGAUAAAAAUUAUGCCUUAUGUUAAAACCAGAAGAUACCAUAACUUAAGACAGAGGUUCAUUUACAGAGUGAACAGGGGAGAUUUUAAUAAUUAAAAUAAGGUUAAUCAAGGUCAUUCAGAUUUAAGUUAAUGGAACAGUAUUUUCUCCCUUGAUGAUCAUUAACCCUUAACUAGUAGCUAAAGGUUCUCUACUCUGUUCCCAUAUGUGCAAAAAUGGAAUACAAGGAACUUCAAACUUCUAGUACUGAUGGCUGCUCUUCCCUACAACUAACUUCCACUGAUGAUGACCAACCUCCCCCAAUGUCCUCUGAAGAAAGCAACCCUUGCCCACAGCUAACUUCUUCUGAUGAUAAGUACAGUGACCCCUCGUUUAACGAACGCCUCGGUUAACGAAAUUUCGGUUAACAAACUGCCUUCCAUAAGGAUCUUCAAUUCGGUUAACGAACAAAAAUUCGGUU
Homarus americanus (American lobster) is the source of this 3172-nucleotide messenger RNA. RefSeq lists its product as uncharacterized. The transcript has 6 exons. The record is from RefSeq and is a predicted model, not a curated record. The coding region runs from base 1 to 2808 and encodes 935 amino acids. NCBI's taxonomy places the organism in Eukaryota, Metazoa, Arthropoda, Malacostraca, Decapoda, Nephropidae.